AUUGAAGGAAUUUAAUUUAUUUCCGGUCAACGUUACUGGGACAACGCUGUUUUCUGGUCAAUUAUCUAAAUCAAGUAGUAAAAUAUCAAUUGAAUGGUCUGAUCUAUUAGGUUUCAACGGAUCUACCGUAACGUUAAAAAAUCAUGGAUAUCCCCAAUGCCCCCGAAGAUCAAGAACUGAGGAAUGUCAUUGACAAGCUGGCCCAGUUUGUCGCUCGGAACGGGCCAGAGUUUGAAAAGAUGACAAUGGAGAAGCAGAAGGACAACCCCAAGUUCUCCUUCCUCUUUGGGGGAGACUACUUCAGCUACUACAAGUGCAAGCUGGCUCUGGAGCACCAACGACAUCCUUCUGCCCAUGAUGGGGAGGAGUAUAACUCUGAAGAAAUGUACAUCCCAGGCACCAAAGACGUGGUUGAUAUCCCUCCUCCCACGCUGCCCAUGAUUCCUCAGCCCGCAGUGCCGUCUCUUGAUGAGCUCAUCCAACAUAGCCAAUGGAACCUGCAGCAGCAGGAGCAGCACCUGCACACACUCCGACAGGAACAAGUGAGUGCAGCCAUAGCUCUGGCUAUGGAGCAGCGCACUCAGAAAAUGCUGCUAGAAACUCAACUGGACAUCACAGAGUUGGACAACCUGCUGCAGCCUAUCAUAGACACCUGCACCAAAGACGCCAUCUCUGCGGGUAAGAACUGGAUGUUCAACAACGCCAAGACUCCACACCACUGUGAACUGAUGACAUCACAUCUUCGCAACCGCAUCACUGCGGAUGGAGCGCAUUUUGAGCUCCGCCUACAUCUCAUCUAUUUAACCAAUGACGUUCUCCAUCACUGCCAGCGGAAGCAGCAGAAGGAUCUGUUGGCCGCUCUGCAGAAUGUUGUGGUUCCCAUCUACUGCACUAGCUUUCUGGCAGUGGAGGAGGAGAAACAGCAGAAGAUUACCAGGUUGCUGCAGCUGUGGGAGAAGAAUGGCUAUUUUGACGAGCAGACCAUUCAGCAGCUCCAGAAUCCAGCCCUGGGCCUCGGGCAGUACCAAGCGUCUCUGAUUACGGAGUAUGCUGUGGCAGUGCAACCCAUCCAACUGGCCUUCCAGCAGCAGAUCCAGGCUCUGAAAUCCCAGCACGAGGAGUUUGUUGCCAGCCUGAAGCAGCAGCCGCUUUCUGCCUCGGCAGCUCAGCUCGCUCCCCGAGCUGAGCUUGAAAAGGCCCCGCCGCUGAGCACCAAAGCUGGUGGUGUGAAGCCUCCCAUGGCUGUACUUCCUCCAGGAGAGUUUGAUGGGGCUUCAUCCAGACCACAGGACACCAGUGGGCCUUCCGAUAUCACCAAUAACAAGCCUGGGUGGUACGACACUCAGCACCUGGGCCCCUGGAACCCCAACCAACCGCCUCCUUUUGACCCAAACCAGCCACCCCCCCCCUGCCCUCCUUGGACCAGCCACGAGGGAAUGUGGAAUGAGCAGAGAGAACCAGGAAAUUGGAGUGGAGGUCCACCCAGAGAAAGCGGCCCCUGGAGCGGCCCUGGGGGCCCUGACCAAGGUCCUCCAUCUUGGAAUUCAUAUGACCAGCAGCCGCCAUGGGGGAACCAGCCUGACCAGCCCCCAUGGGGCCAGAGGGAGCCUCAGUUUCCUCCACGCAUCCAGAGACCUCCUCAUUUCAGAGGGCCCUUCCCUCCACACCAGCAGCCACCUCCUUUCAACCAGCCCCCACCACCACCACCACCACCACCACCACACAGUUUUGGACGCUUUCCACCCCGCUUUAUGCAGGACGACUUUCCUCCGCGACACCACUAUGACAGGCCGCCGUACACCCCGCACCGCUUCGACUAUGCUCAGGGAGAUUACCCUGCAGACAUGCCGGGUCCCCCCCACCACCAUCCCACUCAACGGCUGCCUCCCCCAAGUAUGGCAGCUGAGCAUCCUCCGUGGGGUGGAGGCCAGCACCCAGAUUUUGGCCCACCCCCACACGGCUUCAAUGGCCAUUCCCCCCAAGUGCGUCAUCGUCAGCAGCCAGUGCAAGACGACCCCAGCCUGGUGCCCAACGUACCCUACUUCGACCUGCCGGCUGGCCUCAUGGCUCCACUAGUCAAACUGGAGGACUGUGACUAUAAACCGCUGGACCCCAAAGACAUCCGGCUGCCCCCCCCCAUGCCGCCUAGUGAUCGGCUGCUAGCCGCUGUGGAAGCUUUCUACAGCCCUCCAUCCCAUGAUCGGCCUAGGAACAGUGAAGGCUGGGAGCAGAACGGACUUUAUGAGUUCUUCAGGGCCAAGAUGAGAGCCCGGAGGAAAAAAGGACAGGAGAAACGCAACAGUGGUCACGGAGGCAGUCGGUCCAGCAGUCACUCCCGCAGCAGAGGGAGGUCCUCAUCUCGCUCAAGCUCCCGCUCCUCAAAGUCCUCCAGGUCCCAGUCUCGAUCAUCCCGCUCCCACUCCCGCAGCCGGUCUCGCUCCUACUCCCGAUCCAGGUCUAGGAGUGGAUCCCGAUCAUCCCGGAGUCGGAGUCGCUCUCGCUCCAGAUCCAGAUCACGUUCACCCGCAAAGAGACGCCAUGGCCCCAAAACCCAGAGUUCUUCUCCUGGUUCCACAUCCGUGUCGGCUGCCGCUCCCUCCAAACCAUCUGCAGACAUUAGGCUCGGCGAAGAGAACAAGGGCCAUCAGCUGCUCAUGAAGAUGGGCUGGAGUGGUUCGGGGGGUUUGGGGGCCAAAGAACAGGGGAUCCAGGACCCCAUCAAAGGAGGAGACAUCAGGGAUAAGUGGGACCAAUUUAAAGGUGUUGGGGUGUCACUGGACGACCCUUAUGAGAACUAUCGCAGGAACAAAAGCUACAACUUUGUCGCCCGGAUGAAGGCACGAGAAGAAGUCAAUCGGGAACCCCAGGAGCCCCCCCCAACUGAGUGAAGUCAUCAAAGUCCUCCUUCCCUGUUGCCGCCUGCACCUAUGAUCUGAAUUUGAGUCCAGUGAAAGGCAUCAUCUCUCCUCAGAAGCGACUGGUGGAAGCGGUGAACUGGUCUGGGCUGUCAGCAAUAACACCAUUUACACCACAGAACUCAUCAGCCCACUCUGCAGCGAUGGGUGAAAGACAUGUUGCUUUUACAUGACGACUGGUAUUUGUUGCUAAAGAGCAUCAGACCUCCUACAAUUUAAGCAUUGAGAAUAUAAAGAAACCAAAUGUUCUGAAUAUCAAGGCAGUGUUUUUGGACACGUGGACAUUUUUAUUCAUAUUUACAUACAAAUUAUUUUCGGCCUAGAUAUUAUUGGUUAAGAGUCCAGUUAGCGCUAAUCAGAAAAAUGUAAUGCAUCGAAUUUGCCCUUCAUGGUAAUUUGUAUAAAAUACAAAAAUGUGUUUGAGAAAUGUUUGGUUUUCCUUCCAGAAACAAUGCAGACUCACAUUUACUUCUGUAGAUAUAACGAGUCUUUUUCUCCACAAACUUAACUAGUGACAUGACGACCAAAUAAACAUCACUGACUCACAAA
Gasterosteus aculeatus aculeatus (three-spined stickleback) is the source of this 3464-nucleotide messenger RNA. RefSeq names its product calcium homeostasis endoplasmic reticulum protein (gene cherp). Gene Ontology annotation, molecular function: RNA binding. NCBI's taxonomy places the organism in Eukaryota, Metazoa, Chordata, Actinopteri, Perciformes, Gasterosteidae. Gene Ontology annotation, cellular component: perinuclear region of cytoplasm. The record is from RefSeq and is a predicted model, not a curated record. Gene Ontology annotation, biological process: RNA processing; intracellular calcium ion homeostasis.